AUGGUAAACGAAUUACCACAAGAGUUUAGGAGGUACCAACGAAAUCGAAACCAAUUACAACAUAUUCUUGAAGAAACUCAACGUGUAUUGGAAGUAAUUAACUUAGAAAACUUCUUUCCUGGAAAAAAUAUUAUUGAAGAUUUACUACCUCCUUUAACAUUGGACAGAAUUAUACAUAUUUUAUCAAACUCUCCAGCUAUCGUAAUUCUUGGACAAGAUAGUAAAGCAAAGGCAGCAUUAGUUAACAGUUUAAUAUCUACUGAUGUUUUGCCAGUAUGUAAUGGAUCAUGGAGAUGGAUCAGACUUAGUUAUGGACAAACAAAAAAUAUCACUCUUACAUUAGGUUUAGAAUAUGAGAUGGUACAAAAAUUACAAGUAAAUGAAAAACCUUGGAUUACUCUUCCAAUUGAAGAUAUAACAGAGUCUGCUAAUGAAGACAUAACUUGUCCAACAGUGCUUGAAGUUAAGCUUGAUCAACUUAUAUUAAAAAAUGGUGUACAAAUAUUUAUUGCUCCAAAUAAUGGAGCAGUAAAAACUCUUGCAAAAGGAUUAUUAUCUAUUUUACCAAUAUUUUUAUAUGCACUGGGUGAUCAGCCCUUAACAGAGCAAAAUUUGGAAGAAUUACAAGAUUUAAAAGAAACAUAUCCCAUGAACCCUGUACUUUUUAUAUCAUCUUUGGGAAAUAUCUCAUUGACUAAUAUUGAUGCUGAAUUGACUGAAUCAGAACAACAUAGACUUCAAAAUCGACUAAACUCUAACGAUUGCACAUCAAAUAAAACUGAUAAUGAUGGCCUUGACUUUGACCAAAUGAAUUCACUUGGUUUAACAUGGUUGGAUCAACUGACAAAUUUAGGAUUUCUUGGAAUGGAAGAAUCUGUUGAAGUUGAUCAACUAUCUUGGUUGGGUGGUGGACAAUGUAUUAGUUCUAGUGACCUAAUAGAUUCAUGUAAAAAAACAGAUCGAAUUUUAUAUUUCGUUCAUGAAUGUUUACAAACUUACCUCAUCAAUGCCAGCACCUAUUUAAACGAAGUACAUUCAAGUAGUUUGCGAAAAUUUAUUUUAAGUGCAUUUGAUAUGGCACGUAAAAUUCAAAUAACUCCAAAAAGGAUACAGUAUGCUCAGCAAAAGGAAAACGAAUUAUAUGCCAGUUUAAUGAAAAUUGUUAAUGAAAAUCAAGAAGAACUGACUGAAUUAAUACAAACUAUCAUUCAAGAUAUGAAAAAUGCCGUGUUAUCGUCUAAUAAUGAUAUGCGUUCACAUCGAAAUAUCUAUUUCAAUGGUACCGAGAGGGCAGAAUGGUCCGCAACCGUUAGAGCUGCAACAUCUGAAAUUCAGAGACUGGUGCUUGGUCGUUUAAGUGAAAAAGUUGUAAAGGAACUUGUAAAUUCUGUCAAUUGCUUGCGUGAAACUUUUGUUGGUACAUUGCAACGUUGUUUAUUAAGUCUUGAAGAAGCAUACGAACGCGAUAACUGUUUACUCGCUAGUGAUGCUUUAAAAGAAAUCCUUUCAGCUGCAUAUAAUGUUAAAUUGCAUCAUUCGUCGCCAUCUGUAGUACAUUCUUUUUUAGAAAGAUUGAGACAACUUUUUAAGUCUUUGCCUCUGCCAUGGACACCAACUCCAAUUUUAGAUGUAAAUUGGAGUAGAAAAGUUACUAUUGAAAUACUGAAUUCUUUAUCAGCAGCAAGAUUGGCCAGAACAAUAUCAAUGCAAUUCAGAGACAAACUUAAAUCUUCACAUGAUUCAUUUCAAGCAGCUAUCAGAUCUUUGGACAAUUAUUAUUCUGGAAAUUUGGAAAGAACAGAAGAACAAAGAAUAGCUAUUAGAAAAUAUCACGCACCUAGAUUAGCUAAAUUAGCAUUAGAAUCAACAUCAAUGCUAGACGCUAUUCGGUAUGGUAUUCCUCAUUGCGGUAAAGAAAUUGGUCGCGGUCAGUAUGGAGUUGUAUUUGCUUGUGAUGGCUGGGGUGGUUCAUCAGGUCCUUGUGCAAUUAAAUCAGUUGUUCCACCAGAUGAAAGGCACUGGAAUGAUUUGGCCAUGGAAUUCUACUACACUAGAUCUAUUCCUGAUCAUAAAAGGAUAGUGAAACUCAGAGGAUCAGUCAUUGAUCAGUCCUAUGGUGAAGGUUUUUGUUUUGGAUCUGCAGUUCUCUUAAUAACAGAUCGUUUGAGUCGUGAUUUAUAUUGUGGAAUUCGUGUUGGCUUAUCUUGGCCAGAACGUAUACAAAUAGCAAUCGAUGUUUUGGAAGGAAUACGUUAUCUUCAUUCUCAAGGACUUGUACAUCGAGAUAUUAAGUUGAAGAAUGUUCUUCUCGAUACCGAAAAUAGAGCCAAACUAACUGAUCUCGGGUUUUGUAUCACAGAAGCUAUGAUGUCAGGAAGUAUUGUUGGAACACCCGUUCAUAUGGCACCCGAGCUUCUUUCUGGUCAUUACGAUAGUAGCGUCGAUGUAUAUGCAUUUGGAAUUUUAUUUUGGUAUAUAUGUGCAGGCCAUGUUAGAUUACCAUAUGCUUUUGAGCAAUUUCAUAAUAAAGAACAGUUAUGGACCAGUGUAAAGAAAGGUAUACGUCCAGAACGACUACCUUCUUUUGACGAGGAAUGUUGGAAAUUAAUGGAACAAUGCUGGUCUGGAGAACCAUCUAAACGACCCUUACUUGGAGUUAUUCUACCAGUGUUAGAAUCUGUUCAACGAAAGGCAGAAAGAGGCAAGUCCUUACAACAGCUCUCCACGCAAAAGUUACAGGAAAGUUCGUCAUUAGAUUCAAAAAAUCCUGCAUUAGCAUUAGCAGAACCUCAUAAUCAAAGGGGUGCUGUAAUUAGCCCAUUUCCAGCAAAACGUAGGGCAUUAAGAACUGUAAAACAUCCUGUUUUUCACAUGACCAAUUUAUUUCAAACAAGUCUAUGUUCUAAUUUGUAUAUUCAAAUGCGAGAAUUCUAA
This is a messenger RNA of Habropoda laboriosa, 2934 nucleotides long. RefSeq names its product dual serine/threonine and tyrosine protein kinase-like (gene Ripk5). Lineage: Eukaryota; Metazoa; Arthropoda; Insecta; Hymenoptera; Apidae. The record is from RefSeq and is a predicted model, not a curated record. Gene Ontology annotation, molecular function: protein kinase activity; ATP binding. The coding region runs from base 1 to 2934 and encodes 977 amino acids. Gene Ontology annotation, biological process: protein phosphorylation. The transcript has 3 exons.